UGAAUAGAUUUAAUUUGAUAUUCCCCCGGCCCACAAAAAAUGUCUCGGCAGCCAGAGAGCUCUCAACCGCCGAGUCUUGCCGAGCUGCUUAGAGCACUGAAGGACACCAGAGCUGACAAAACCUACCUUUUGGUGUUGAUGGGACUCGAACUGGACACAGUUAGAAAAAUGGAGAUACAAAACUGUCGCCAGGAAGACAGGACUUUCAUGGAAUGCCUUGACUAUUACCUCAAGAAUUGUGCCAGGCCUGGGCAAGAAUGGGAACAGAUCGUGAAGGCUCUCAUUGAUAGCAAGGACCCACAAACUGCAGAAGAAAUAAGAAGAACUUACCUAUCAUCAUCUCAAACUCUUGAGCCAAAUGAUUCAACAGCUACAAUCACUUCUGCAGCACCAGCCAGUAGCGUAGAGACAGACGAAGUAGAUCAGUCAUAUCUAAUGUUUGAACCUCCUUCACAACCACAUCCUCCUCUCCUGCAACUGGACUCUACAGAAACCGAUGAACUUAUGGAUUAUCUAAAAAAAAUGAAGACAAUGACAAGAGCAAAAUACAACGAAGCGAAGACAAACAUUGAAGGUCGUUGGUACGACAUAGAGAGCACGUUGGAAAGAGAGCAUGAUAAUGCAACAAGAGAACUGAGUAACUACAAGCAGAGGGUGGAGAGGAGCUCUGAUAAACUGGAGAGAAAUAUUCAAGAGCUAAAAGAGAAGACAACAGAUCAACAAGCUGUUGUAAAGGAUGCUAUUAGCAAGCUCAAGCAAGGGGACAGCACUAGACUGGUAGCCAUUAAAGAAACUUCAGAUGAGAUUUUAGAACUGGAAAAACUAACACACAGUUUAGAGAAGAACCUAGAGCGUUACAAGAGACAUACUCCGAAACCAUACAUCAGCUCAGCAACAAAAGACACUGUGAUACAAGACCUUCAAGAAAUAUUAAGUGUUGGGAGUACUACAUGUUCCGAACUUGAUGAGAGUGAGUACAUGUAUGAAUGUAGCCUGUGGAAAUGAGACCAUUAUUAUUAUUAUUAUUAUUAUUAUUAUUAUUGUGUUUGUACCUUGUCUUGUGCUGAUUGUAUGUAGUUCAUUUGUUUACUAAAAGUGUAUUCUAUAAUAACUUAUCAUAGAUUCAUAGUGA
This is a messenger RNA of Amphimedon queenslandica, 1132 nucleotides long. RefSeq lists its product as uncharacterized. Lineage: Eukaryota; Metazoa; Porifera; Demospongiae; Haplosclerida; Niphatidae. Bases 40 to 1005 code for a protein of 321 amino acids. The transcript is spliced from 2 exons. The record is from RefSeq and is a predicted model, not a curated record.